Molecule: messenger RNA, 12879 nt
Organism: Cottoperca gobio
Lineage: Eukaryota; Metazoa; Chordata; Actinopteri; Perciformes; Bovichtidae
Product: neurofibromin
Exons: 57
Coding region: 166-8493 (2775 amino acids)
Biological process (GO): regulation of GTPase activity
Source: RefSeq, a predicted model, not a curated record
UCAUGGCGGUGGCAUGGUGAAGCCUACAGAAAGGGAAAAAUACUCGCCCCUUUCGUCCUUUCCCAUCGAUUCAGGACAGAUUUUCAUUCAUAAAUAAGCCUGUCAAGCUCCGGCCUCAUACCUUGGAUUUAUCAGCACAGCGUUGCGGUGUCCCUCCGCCCGGCCAUGGCGGCUCACAAACCAGUGGAGUGGGUCCAGGCCGUGAUUACUAGAUUUGAUGAGCAGCUUCCCAUUAAAGUUGGACACCAGAACACCCACACAAAAGUCAGCACAGAGCACAACAAGGAAUGUCUGAUCAACAUCUCCAAGUACAAGUUCUCCCUCGUCAUCAGUGGCCUCACCACCAUCCUCAAAAAUGUCAACAACAUGCGGAUAUUUGGAGAAGCUUCUGAGAAGAACCUCUACCUCUCCCAGCUCAUCAUCCUGGACACCCUGGACAAGUGCCUGGCUGGGCAAUCCAAGGACUGCUUGCGUCUGGAUGAGACCAUGCUGGUCAAACAGCUGCUGCCAGAGAUCUGCCAUUUCAUCCAUACAUACCGUGAGGGCCACCAGCACGCAGCUGAGCUCCGGGCCUCAGCUUCAGCCGUCCUCUUCUCUCUGAGCUGCAACAACUUCAACGCCGUCUUCAGCCGCAUCUCCACCAGGCUACAGGAGCUAACAGUGUGCUCCGAGGACAACGUGGAUGUUCAUGACAUAGAGCUGAUGCAGUACAUCAAUGUGGACUGCUCCAAGCUGAAGAGGCUGCUACAAGAAACUGUGUUGAAGUUUAGAGCUCUGAAGAAGCCUGCCCAGCUGGCAGUCAUCAACAGUUUAGAGAAGGCGUUUUGGAACUGGGUGGAGAAUUACCCAGAUGAGUUCACCAUGCUUUACCAGCGGCCACAGGCAGACAUGGCAGAAGCUGCAGAGAAGUUGUUUGACCUGGUGGACAGCUUUGCAGAGAGCGCAAAGAGGAAGGCAGCUGUGUGGCCUCUGCAAAUCAUCCUCCUCAUCCUCUGUCCAGAGAUCACACACACCAUCUCUAAAGACACCGUGGAAGACAGCAAGGCCAAUAAGAAACUGUUUCUGGACAGUUUGCGGAAAGCUUUAGCAGGGCAGGGUGGCAGCAAGCAGCUGAUGGAGAGUGCUGCCAUCGCCUGUGUCAAACUGUGUAAAGCCUCCACCUACAUCAACUGGGAGGAUCACUCAACCAUUUUCCUCCUGGUCCAGUCCAUCGUCAUAGAUCUCAAGGCUCUGCUGUUCAACCCAACCAAACCCUUCUGGAGGGGGACGGGCAGCCAGAACGCUGACGUGGAGCUCAUGAUGGACUGCUUUGUCUCCUGUUUCCGCAUCAACCCUCACAACAACCAGCACUUUAAGGUCUGUUUGGCCUCCUCCUCUCCCUCCACCUUUCACUUUGUCCUGGUCAACUCGUUGCACAGAAUUAUCACCAAUUCUCAUCUGGACUGGUGGCCUAAGAUCGAUGCAGUUUACUGCUACUCCGCAGAACUCCGCUUUAUGUUCUCAGACACCCUCAGCCGGGUGAUCCAAGGCGCCGGCACCCACGCUCCACUACGCAUGACACCGAGUCUGACAUUCAAAGGGAUGACCACCAGCCUUAAGUUCAAAGAGAAAGCCACAGAACUGGACACUCGAAGUUACAAGUGCCUCCUUCUCGCUCUGGUCAAACUCAUCCACGCUGACCCCAGACUCAUGCUGCACAACCCAGUGAAACAAGCUCCAGAGAUGCAGAGCAGCACGGCAGAGCUCAUCACCGGCCUGGUGCAGCUAGUGCCUCUAACGAACACCACCCAGCUCUCACAAGAGGCCAUGGAGGCUCUGUUAGUUCUGCACCAGCCAGAGACCAUAGAGCUGUGGAAUCCUGAGGCCCCCAUAGAGACGUUUUGGGACAUCAGUUCACAGGUGCUCUUCCUUAUCUGCCGCAAACUGAUUGGCCAGCAAAUGGUUAAUGGGACAGAAGUUCUCAAAUGGCUGAGGGAGAUCCUCAUCUGCAGGAACAAGUUUCUGCUCAAGAACAAGGAGUGUGCCACUAUGGGUGGGGGUAUCCCCAUCUGCCGGCAGGCGCAGACGAAGCUGGAAGUGUGUCUCUACAUGUUCCUGUGGAGUCCAGACACUGAGGCGGUGCUGGUGGCCAUGUCGUGUUUCCGCCACCUCUGUGAGGAGGCUGACAUCCGCAGCGCUGCUGACGAGGUGCCCGUCCAGAACAUCCUGCCCAACUACCCCACCUUUAGUGAACUGGCCUCCGUCAGCAACAUGAUGGGAACAGGCCGGUCCACCUUGCAGAAGAGGGUGAUGGCCUUGCUAAGGAGGGUGGAGCACCCAACACCAGGAAACAUUGAGGCCUGGGAGGACACGUAUGCUAAAUGGGACCAGGUCACCAAACAGAUUCUCAACUCUCCUAAAAACAAGGCAGAUGAUGGGCAGCAGGAGUGGAUCAACAUGACGGGCUUCCUGUGUGCACUGGGUGGUGUGUGUCUCCAGCAGCGCAGCACCCCUGGCCCAGCCACCUACAGCCCACCUAUGGGCCCUAUGAGCGAGCGCAAACACUCCAUGAUCUCCAUGGGCCCCUGCGAUGUGUCCAACCCUGUGGUCUCGGUCUCCUCCUGCUCCUCAUCGGCCUCCAGCGAGACGCCCGUCGGCCGCUUCCUGGACCGGCUGCUGGCUCUGCUGGUGUGUGGCCACGACAGGGUCGGCCUCCACGUUCGCACAAACGUGAAAGACCUGCUGGGGCUGGAGCUCAGCCCUGCCCUCUACCCCAUGCUCUUCAACAAGCUGAGGAACAGCAUCGGCAAGUUCUUUGACACACAGGGACCGGUUCCCAUCAAUGACACUAACACCCAGUUUGUGGAGCAGACCAUAGCCAUCAUGAAGAACCUGUUAGAUAACCACACAGAGGGCAGCUCUGAACACCUGGGGCAGGCCAGCAUCGAGACCAUGAUGCUCAACCUGGUCAGGUAUGUGCGCAUCCUGGGCAACGUGGUCCAUGCCAUCCAGAUCAAAACCAAGCUGUGCCAGCUGGUGGAGGUGAUGAUGGAGAGACGAGACGACCUGUCGUUCUGCCAGGAGAUGAAGUUCAGGAACAAGAUGGUGGAGUAUCUGACUGACUGGGUGAUGGGAACAUCCAACCAAGCUGCUGAUGAUGACAUCAAGUGUCUGACAAGGGACCUGGACCAGGCCAGUAUGGAGGCAGUCGUGUCUCUGUUAGCUGGUCUCCCUCUUCAGCCAGAAGAGGGAGACGGAGUAGAACUGAUGGAGGCCAAAUCUCAGCUCUUCCUCAAGUACUUCACCCUGUUCAUGAACCUGCUGAAUGACUGCAGUGAGGUGGAGGAUGAGGGUCAGGCAGUGGGGGGCCGAAAGAGAGGAAUGUCCCGCCGCCUGGCCUCUCUGCGCCACUGCACAGUCCUGGCCAUGUCCAACCUGCUCAACGCUAACGUAGACAGCGGCCUCAUGCACUCUAUCGGUCUGGGCUACCACAAGGACCUGCAGACUCGAGCCACUUUCAUGGAAGUGCUGACCAAGAUCCUGCAGCAGGGAACGGAGUUCGACACGCUGGCGGAGACGGUUCUGGCUGAUCGCUUUGAGAGGCUGGUGGAGCUGGUCACCAUGAUGGGAGACCAGGGAGAGCUGCCCAUCGCCAUGGCACUGGCUAAUGUGGUUCCUGGGUCCCAGUGGGAUGAGCUAGCUCGAGUCCUGGUGACGCUGUUUGACUCCCGCCACCUCCUCUACCAGCUGCUGUGGAACAUGUUCUCUAAAGAGGUGGAGCUGGCCGACUCCAUGCAGACGCUCUUCAGAGGAAACAGCCUGGCCAGCAAAAUAAUGACCUUCUGUUUCAAGGUAUAUGGGGCAGCAUACCUGCAGAAGCUCCUGGAGCCUUUAUUAAGAGGGGUCAUCACCACCCCUGAACACAUCAGCUUUGAGGUGGACCCCACCAGGCUGGAACAAGGUGAGAACCUGGAGGAGAACCAGAGGAACCUGCUGCAGAUCACUGAGCGCUUCUUCCAGGCCAUCAUCGGUUCGUCCAACGAGUUCCCCCCACAGCUCCGCAGUGUCUGCCAUUGUCUCUACCAGGCUACUUGCCACUCUCUACUGAAUAAAGCAACAGUAAAAGAAAAAAAGGAAAACAAAAAAGCAGUGGUGAGUCAGCGUUUCCCACAGAACAGCAUUGGUGCGGUGGGCAGUGCCAUGUUUCUGCGCUUUGUCAACCCAGCUAUUGUUUCUCCCUAUGAGGCUGGCAUCUUGGAGAAGAAACCCCUACCCAGGAUAGAACGGGGUCUCAAACUCAUGUCCAAGAUUCUGCAGAGCAUUGCAAACCAUGUCUUGUUUACAAAAGAGGAACACAUGAGGCCUUUUAAUGACUUUGUUAAGAGCAACUUUGAUUCAGCCAGAAGGUUUUUCUUGGACAUAGCAUCUGACUCUCCGCCCAGCGACUCGGUCAACCACAGUCUGUCCUUCAUCAGUGAUGGUAACGUGCUGGCCCUCCACCGCCUGCUGUGGAAUAACCAGGAGAGGAUCGGCCAGUACCUCUCCAGUAACAGAGACCACAAGGCCGUAGGCCGGCGACCUUUUGACAAGAUGGCCACGCUGCUGGCCUACCUGGGACCUCCUGAACACAAACCUGUGGCUGACACUCACUGGUCCAGUGUCAACCUGACCAGCUCCAAGUUUGAGGAGUUCAUGACCAGGCACCAGGUCCAUGAGAAGGAGGAGUUCAAAGCCUUAAAGACCCUCAACAUCUUCUACCAGGCAGGAACCUCCAAGGCUGGCAACCCAGUGUUCUACUACGUGGCCCGCAGGUUUAAAACAGGCCAGAUCAACGGGGACCUGCUCAUCUACCAUGUCCUCCUCACUCUCAAACCCUACUACGCUAAGCCCUACGAGAUAGUAGUAGAUUUAACACACGUAGGCCCCAGCAAUCGCUUCAAGACCGACUUCCUGUCCAAGUGGUUUGUGGUCUUUCCUGGCUUUGCCUAUGAGAACGUAGCAGCUGUCUAUGUCUACAACUGCAACACCUGGGUAAGGGAGUACACCAAGUACCAUGAGCGUCUACUGACGGGCCUAAAAGGCAGCAAGCGGCUCCAGUUCAUUGACUCUCCAGCUAAACUGGCCGAGCACAUCGAACCAGACCAACAGAAGCUACCUGCAGCCACGCUGACCCUGGAGGAAGACCUUAAAGUGUUCCAUAAUGCCCUCAAGCUGGCCCAUAAAGACACCAAGGUCUCAAUAAAGGUGGGCUCGACUGCAGUUCAGGUGACGUCGGCCGAGCGGACCCGUGUCCUCGGCCAGCCUGUCUUCCUCAACGACGUCUACUACGCCUCAGAGAUCGAGGAGAUUUGCCUGGUGGACGAGAGCCAGUUCACCCUCACCAUGGCCAACCAGGGCACACCGCUCACAUUCAUGCACCAGGAGUGUGACGCCAUCGUCCAGUCCAUCAUCCAUAUCAGGACACGUUGGGAGCUGUCGCAGCCGGAUUCCAUCCCACAGCACACCAAGAUUCGACCAAAAGAUGUUCCCGGCACGCUGCUCAACAUUGCCCUGCUGAACCUGGGCAGUUCUGACCCCAGCCUCAGGUCUGCGGCUUACAAUCUAUUGUGUGCUUUGACCUGCACCUUCAACCUAAAGAUAGAGGGCCAGCUGCUGGAGACGUCAGGCCUCUGCAUCCCAGCCAACAACACACUCUUCAUAGUCUCCAUCAGCAAGACUCUGGCUGCCAAUGAGCCCCAUCUGACACUGGAGUUCCUGGAGGAGUGCAUCUCAGGCUUCAGCAAGUCCAGUAUUGAGCUGAAGCAUCUCUGCCUGGAGUACAUGACACCCUGGCUGCUCAACCUGGUUCGCUUCUGUAAGCACAAUGACGACGCCAAGCGGCAGCGCGUCACCGCCAUUUUGGACAAACUCAUCACCAUGACGAUCAAUGAGAAGCAGAUGUAUCCCUCUAUCCAAGCCAAGAUCUGGGGCAGCCUGGGCCAGAUAACGGACCUACUGGACGUGGUGUUGGACAGCUUUAUUAAGACCAGUGCCACAGGAGGCCUGGGCUCCAUCAAAGCAGAGGUCAUGGCUGAUACUGCAGUGGCUCUCGCUUCAGGGAAUGUCAAACUGGUCUCCAGCAAGGUUAUUGGUCGGAUGUGUAAGAUUAUAGAUAAGACGUGCCUGUCCCCAACGCCCACACUGGAACAGCACCUGAUGUGGGACGACAUCGCCAUCUUGGCACGCUACAUGCUCAUGCUGUCCUUCAACAAUUCCCUGGAUGUGGCCGCCCACCUGCCCUACCUGUUCCACGUGGUGACCCUGUUGGUAGCCACCGGGCCGCUCUCUCUUAGGGCCUCCACCCACGGUUUAGUUAUCAACAUCAUCCACUCCCUCUGCACCUGCUCGCAGCUCAACUUCAGUGAGGAGACGAAGCAGGUUCUGAGGCUGAGCCUGACGGAGUUCUCCCUGCCCAAGUUUUAUCUACUGUUCGGCAUCAGCAAAGUCAAGUCAGCCGCCGUCAUCGCUUUCCGCUCCAGCUACAGAGACCGCUCCUUCUCCCCAGGCUCCUACGAGAGGGAGACGUUUGCCCUGUCCUCCCUGGAGACUGUCACUGAGGCCUUACUGGAGAUCAUGGAGGCUUGUAUGAGGGAUAUCCCCGCCUGCAAGUGGUUAGACCAGUGGACAGAGCUGGCACAGAAGUUCGCAUUCCAGUACAACCCAUCUCUCCAGCCCAGAGCGCUGGUGGUGUUUGGCUGCAUCAGUAAGAGGGUGAGCCACGGCCAGAUCAAGCAGAUCAUCCGAAUCCUCAGCAAGGCCAGCCCUCUGCUCAGCAUAGACCGGGGUCUGGAGAGCUGUCUGAAGGGGCCGGACAAUUACAACAGCCAAGUAUUAAUAGAGGCCACAGUCAUUGCUCUGACCAAGCUGCAGCCUCUACUCAGCAAGGAGUCUCCCAUGCACAAAGCUCUGUUCUGGGUGGCAGUAGCUGUGCUGCAGCUGGAUGAAGUCAACCUGUACUCUGCUGGAACCGCCCUGAUGGAGCAGAACCUCCACACUCUGGACACAAUGCGCAUCUUCAACGACAAGAGUCCAGAAGAGGUGUUCAUGGAGAUCAGGCGUCCUUUAGAAUGGCACUGUAAGCAGAUGGAUCACUUUGUGGGCCUCAACUUUAGUGCCAACUUCAACUUUGCUCUGGUGGGGCACCUACUCAAAGGCUACAGGCACCCAUCACCCACCACAGUAGCGAGGACCGUGAGAAUCCUGCACACACUGUUGGCUCUCAUCAGUAAGCAUCUGAAAUGUGACAAGUUUGAGGUCAACACCCAGAGUGUGGCCUAUCUGGCUGCACUGCUCACUGUCUCUGAAGAGGUCCGAAGUCGCUGCAGCCUCAAACACAGGAAGUCACUCCUGAUUUCUGACCUCUCCAUGGACCCAGUACCCAUGGAAACAUACUCCAGUCACAUCACUGAUCCCAGCUGCAGAACUCUGCGAGAGACUCAGCCGUGGACGUCACCUCAGGUUUCAGAGCGCUACCUUUCAGCCCAUCACUACCCCACAGUAGGCCAGAUCAGCCCACGAACUCGCAAGUCCAUGAGCCUGGACAUGGGUCAGCCCUCACAGGCCAACACCAAGAAGCUCUUGGGCACCAGGAAGAGCUUCGAUCAUCUCAUAUCGGACUCCAAAGCACCAAAGAGACAAGAGAUGGAGUCGGGUAUGACCACCCCUCCCAAGAUGAGGCGUGUAGCAGAGAACGACUACGAGAUCGAGACGCAAAGAAUUGGAAACUCUCACCUUCGCAAGGUGUCUGUAUCAGAGUCCAACGUUCUGCUGGAUGAAGAGGUGCUGACCGACCCAAAGAUCCAGGCUCUGCUGCUCACUGUGCUGGCAACCCAGGUGAAAUACACCACCGAUGACUUCGACCAGCGCAUUCUGUACGAGUACUUGGCUGAAGCUAGCGUUGUCUUCCCAAAGGUUUUCCCAGUCGUCCACAACCUGCUGGACUCCAAGAUCAACACUGUGCUAUCCAUGUGCCAGGACACCAACCUCCUGAAUCCUGUCCACGGCAUCGUCCAGAGUGUGGUAUACCACGAAGAGUCGCCCCCCCAGUACCAGCCCUCCUAUUUACAAAGCUUCGGCUUUAAUGGACUUUGGAGGUUUGCCGGACCCUUCUCCAAGCAAACACAGAUACCGGACUAUGCCGAGCUGAUCGUCAAGUUUCUAGAGGCGUUGAUUGACAGCUACCUGCCAGCAGCUGAUGAGGAGCGAGGGGAGGAGCAGCUGAGGACGCCUACCUCCCCCUACCCCCCCACCAGCCAGAGCCAGCUCAGCAUCACUGCCAACCUCAACCUGUCCAACUCCAUGACCUCACUGGCCACCUCACAGCACUCACCAGGUGUGGAUAAGGAGAACGUCCAGCUGUCCCCCAGCUCUGCUCUCUCCAGCGGGGGUCGCACUCGCCACGGAUCAGCCAGUCAGGUCCAGAAGCAGCGCAGCGCCGGCAGCUUCAAGAGACCCAGCAUCAAGAAGAUCGUCUGAUCAGCCAGAGAACACCCCCACCCUCCUCCACCUCUCCGCCCCUCCCCCUGCCUGCCAGGCCUCAUGCUGCACUCCACUUUUUACUCUUUUUAUUUCCUCCUCCUUCUUCAUGGUUGUUGCUCUGGCAGGAGACCAAGUGCAUUUCAGUUCUGCGUCGAGGAGGAAUAUUAACAAGGGCAAACUUGAAUUUUGUGCUGCUUGAGAUUCUUUUCAAAUGCUUAAUUUGAGAUGGCGCGUGGUGGAGGAGGAGCUCUUCUUUUGAAUGAUUUCUGUUCUCUGGAGUCGAUGUUUAAGCUCUUCUUCGCAGAUGUUCAGCAGCAGUUUGAGUCUCCUGCAGCGCCCGAGGUCACACGUGUCAAACUAUUGGGGGAAAGAAUCCCUCCGAGCCUGAUGGGAAGACUCUCCGGACACCAAGGUUCAGUUUGGACAUGGACUGUGACACUUCCCCGACAGUUUACACCGGGAGGAACUAGAAAGUGAAGUUCUGUCUUUACGCUGAAGUUUGAUCCGUCACACGUCCCCUGGCCUUCCUCAUGACUAAACACUCCUGUGUCAGUGAGAGGGACCAAAUGACCGCAGCAGUGGGGGGUGCUGGAUGUGUGGACCUUCACUCUGGACCUACUCGGACAUCUCGGCUCACCUCUCCCAGUCCUGUACAUAUUUUACAUAGACAGAUUAUGUAUAACUAGUCCUUAGUGCUAAUUUAGAUGUUGAUGUUUUCUCCAUGGUGUGCCUUUGUCAGGGUUUUUCAAUGUGUACAAUUUGUAAAGUAAAAGUCAAACCUUGCUGGGGACAAAGAACAGGUACUAAUUAUGGAGGCGAGCCGUCCAUAUCACCACGAGUUCACACGAGCUGCAUCAAUGACGGGCCUCUAAUGAUCGUCAAAUAUACAAUCAUCCAUAUACCCUGUUGCCUGAAAGUAUUUAUCCUGUACAGCUAGAUAGUGCUACACAAAUCUUCUUUUCAAACACUUUCAAUGUAUGAACAGGAAGAUUGCAAAACACUAGGGGAAAUGUAACCGUGUAAAUAGCUCCGAGCUUUUCUUUGUUUAGUUCUGUGCGUGGCCCUUUUUAUUUACCUGUUUAAUGUCACUUAUUUUUAGUAUGAACUGUAUUUUCAGCAGCAUAGUAUUUUAAUUUGUUUACACAGUGACAAGGAAAAUUGUGUAAUAGGCAAUAAUCCUCAACUCUCAAACUCCUUUGUCAACCACACAUUUUAUUUGUACAGCGAUGCAAUAUGAUGCCAACUCCUGAGUUGCCUGUUAACAUGGACAUUUAGCUCUUAUUGAUUACCUCCAAUGACCAUUUGAAUAGAAAAGACAGUGUGACGUUUGAUCCCAACACACACACACACACACACACACACACACACACACACCUCAGCUGGACACCAUCAGAGGUUUGUCCUGUGGGCUCUUUAAAGGAAAGAUCCUCCCUGAGAGUCUCGGACACAGUUUGUUUCGUAUCAUUUGAAAUGUCAGAGUAAAACACAUUGUUCUAUAAAAAUGUAUUAUUAUUUAACAUCCAAAGCCAAUUGGACCCCUUCUUGCUCAAUGCUGAGUGGUGUUGCUCUGGAAAACUACUCCAUCCAGUCACUAAUAAACUUUCACACUUAAGCCAAACUUCUCAAAAGCAUUACUGUUUGUUCUCUGAGCGGUCGGGCUUAAAUACACUUAAAUAACAUUUCUGAUCAGGAAAUACAUGAUCAAAGAAGUUAGCAAGACUCAGAACAUGUGGUGCCACCUGUCCGUAGAGAUCUGUCCCUCUAUCCGCUCUAUUGUUCGCUGUGUUCGCUGUGUUCUCUUCCUCCAGCACAACUCGGUGUCUGGUUGAGGGAUUUCCAGCAUUUCUACAAUGUGGUGAAAUAGUGUGAACGAUUGAACAGAUCUGGUCCCUCAAACCCUGACACUGGGUCCAGAGCUCCACCUUGCACCAUCACACAGGACGCACUGAUCCAGCUGACCCAGAUUCAUGAGAGUCCUCAAGUGUGCGCUGCUGGAUCUUUCCUUUAAAGAGCUUUAGUAAUAAUAGUUCAGGUUGUUGAUGCAGAGUGUGAUUUGAACCCUCUGUACCCUCAGAGUACAUGUGGGAGCAGCAGAUCCUCUGCACUAAUGCCUGCUCUGCACCACAGAGAACGCUCCCAAAAUGUUUUGUUUCAACUCAUUUACUACCAAAUCCCAUCAACUGCUAUACAUUACUGCUGACUGUUUUCCAAAGAAUGCUGUAGUGUUUUAGAUGGUUGAGUGUGAGUCUAACCUUCCAGGCAACUGUUGGUUACCAUUUCCAUAAUGUUUCCCAAAAACAACUUUCAGAGAGUUGAAAGUUGCUCGACGUAGCGAAUCCAUCACAGCGUGUGUUGAUACAAUCGGCUCAAGAACCCAACACUGUCUCUUAGCCCUUCAAAGAAGUCAGUGUCUGUGUUUGUCAGCAAAAGAGUGAGACCAAAUGUCAAACAUGUUUAGGAUGAUUUACAAACCGUGUCUCCAUCACACCAGAGAGCAACAAUGUUGCGCUCACACUACAUAUGCUAAUCUGUUCAAACAUCUCCAUCGGUAUUAGUCUGAUGAACCCGGUGUAUCUGAAAGGGGUUAAACAAAAGCGGUCAUGAUGGUCACUGAAUGGGAACCAGUGACUGUCUGAGGGAGAACAGCACCUGCCAUCUCACACCAGGGUUACUGUGGAAAUGCUCCCUUGGUUUGUAGUAAAUGUGUUUAAACAUACAGAUGCUCUGUCCUGAGCCUGUCACUAGCUGUGGCACAUGUUGCAGGUGUAGAAGGUGACUGCUCCACUCACAGCCUCCGUCCACAGCGCAGCAGGGUUCAUCUAUCCUGCCUUAACAUCUAUGCAUGGCAAGAGUAUUGUUGUACAACUCUGACUUUAUUUCUGUCUGAGCAGCGUCUCCACACGGCUGCUCAGUCUGACAUUGUUUCUUACCGUUCUCAGUGUUCAUGUUACCUGAUGGAUACGUUUGUCAAUCAGUUCACUGCUGAUUUGUUUUCUUGUAUUGUCGUCUGAGAGGAUGUGUUUUCUUCUGUCCAUGCAGCUCAUCCAGUAAACACAUGAUCCUUAGAUAAAGUCCAUGCACAUUAGAAACGCUAUUUUGUAAUUGAACCUCAAAGAAUGACACAAAGGGAAGACUGAAGCACUGAUUAAGAACUGAAUUCAUUAGAGCAGUUUCCAGUUUAGCAGAUGAAACUUCUCUUGUAGCCCAUCACUGACAUGUCUUCACAGACACAUUGGCUCGUAUGCAGAAGCUCUGCGUUGGUGUGCUUCAAACAAACAAGUGUGAACUCCUCGGCAGGAAAAAGUUCCUGUUGUGAACGUUUAAACUGACACAGGCAAUGAAACAUACACAUGAGGAUAACGGGGACACUUGCCAACAGUCUGCUUGGAAGCGUUCAGAAGAGAGAAUUCCAACCCCUCCUCUCACCCCCAUGACCCGGCCGAUCGCUGGAUUGUCUGUUAGACAGUUUGAAGCAUUGUGAUGCUGAUGUGACUGAACAAAAAAUGAAAUGUGUCAAAAUUCUAUUUAAUGUCAGGUUUCCUAAACGAUCUGGACCACACUGACCGGCCGAUGUACUGAAGCGUCGUGUAAAUAAACCCUAGUCCAGAGCCGAGCAUGGAGUUUAUCACCUUUUAAGUUGUUUAAGUCACAUUUUCUGACGCGGGAUGUUUGGAGCAGUGAUGUGUUGGCACAGAGCGGCUGUGAAAGUCCACGUUGGGUCCGGAUGAGGAUCUAAAAUCGGGGCUGCUGAAGCUGUAAAGAUACAUGUUUGUUCAGAUUUCAGUGUCGAGUUCCACAGAAGCGUCUCAUCGUAUAACUCAAUCCAUCGUCUACUCGCCACUUUUCACCGUCUAACUGUUCUUAAAGCUACACUCCCUGAUUUUCUUCUGAAACUAGUCCACAAACCUUGAAUUACAGAAUCAGUGACUGUACCUUUAACAAGACACAACCAGGAAAAAUCUGAAGGCAAGGUUUAUUUGAGCACCGUGUUAGCAGAUUGCCAUCGUUUCCAGGUUUUAGUUUGACUUGUGUGUGAAUGGAAAUAUUAAGGAUUAUGUAUCCAUAACCUCUUAAACAAGUGGUUGACUUGCACUAAUUAAAAAACAGUCAUGGGUUUGUAAAGAUGAAAAACCUCAAAAUGUGGCAUGUUUUAUUUGAUGUUAUGCAAAAUCUAAUGUCUGUAGAGUAAUAGUCUGAGUUUUGUUUUAUUGCAGUAUGUGUGAUAAUUGUAAAUACUUUGUGUACAAUUUGAGAUGGUAUAUUUACUACACUGUACAUACAUGUGAUAUUGUAUCAUUUUGUUUUUGUAAAGCAGUUAGUUUCUGUAUAAUAAUAUACAAAUUGAACUAUUCCAGUGUUAGUAAUAAAAUGUUUUGCUCUCCA